CGGCAUAACAACAAUUCUGAUUAUUAGAAUAUAUAGAAAAAAAAAUUCGCUAUGAAUUAUCACUCUCCUUAUAAAUAUUUACAAAAUUAUAAAACAAAUUUUCUCCGUCAUCCGAUCGCAUAUCGGUGCUAAUCAAAUUAGAAACCGAAUAUAUAAAAGUCGAUAGAUCGAAAAUUUCUUCGCAGUUUAGCCACAAAAAAUUCGCAACCAUGUACCGAGUAUCCGUAAUUUUGGUUCUUCUCACUAUUUCGUUAAAUUCCAGUUACGGAGGACCGGUGCAUAAAUUGGACAAUGAAGAGGUGUUAGAAAAUGCCCAGUUGGAUUUGGGACCAGACACUGAAAUUACUGUGAUCAAAAACAUUACAGAUAACGACGGGACGAAUACGACGAAAGAUUUAUUUGUGAUAAAAACAGUCGUUUAUGAAAUUGGAAUCUUGACCGACGUUGGAAAUGAUACAGGCUUUGAUAAUGAAACACAUGAACAAAUAGAUAUAGCCUUCUUCGAUCCAGAAAGCAACGGUACGUUUGUAGACCUAUCCCGCAUCCCCAUCCCCGUCCAAACGAACGUCAGUGGCGUAUCAAUAACGGGGAUCCUACCAGCGAAUUUUGGAGAUCUAGCGCUGUUAAACGAUGGGACUCCUACAGUAAACGGUUCCCACUUUCCCCUAUUUCCGAAUAAACAAGUAAAAGUCAGUCACAAUAUCAGCACAUACGACAAGGGUCAGAGCAAUUUCAUUUUGGAGGGAUUGCCCGAGAUAUUGGGCCUCCAAGAUAUUUUGAAACAUAAUAAAAAUGGCAGUUCUCAAGAGAAGAGUAACGAAGGAAGUGCUAGUGAAGAGGACGACAACAGUAAAGGGCAUGACCACAGUAAAGAGGAUGACCACAGUAAAGAAAAUGACGACAGUAAGGAAGGUGACGACAGUAAAGAAGACAAGAGCAAAGAAAAAGAUAGCGAGGAACGUAGAAAAGAAUGGGAAAAGAAACUAGAAACAAUAGAUACAGAAGAAAUUGAAUAAGUUUAUAUUAAAAAUAUAUUUGUUACGUUUAUUUUCUUACUUUUAUUUAUUAUUAAAAUAAAUGAUAAUCAUUUGAAGUUAAUAGUUCAUUAUUUGAAAAUUACACCGAGGUGAAUGGGAUUUUAUAGAUGCUAGUUACACAUUCGCCUAUUUGUGUAAAUAUUUUAAUUAAUUGUGAAUAGCUAUUGAAAUGUUGUAGAAGUAAAUGAUUUGGGA
Messenger RNA from Psylliodes chrysocephalus, 1232 nucleotides. Lineage: Eukaryota; Metazoa; Arthropoda; Insecta; Coleoptera; Chrysomelidae. The record is from the annotation of a GenBank genome assembly.